Alternaria viburni is the source of this 813-nucleotide messenger RNA. RefSeq lists its product as uncharacterized. The record is from RefSeq and is a predicted model, not a curated record. Bases 1 to 813 code for a protein of 270 amino acids. The transcript is spliced from 2 exons. Lineage: Eukaryota; Fungi; Ascomycota; Dothideomycetes; Pleosporales; Pleosporaceae.
AUGCCACGGACGCGAGGCGACGCAAGGAGUGGCGCUGAUGCGGAAUGCGUUGCCAGUCAAGAUCAGGAGAAACAGCCGAGAGACACUGCGUCUGGAGUGCAAAACGCGGAGUCCCCGAGAGAAUCUGCCGGUCAGAAGAGGAAAGUGACAUCCGAAAAUGAAGCAUAUGCAAAGCAACGCCGAAUGAGCGAAAGACAGGGAACAGCUGCUUCGGUACGGGCCGAAAAGAAGGAAGAGCAACCGAAAGAAGAAGAUCUGGAACAGCAGAAACCACGACUCACGACACCAGAUCUGGAAUAUGAUUACGAUCGAUCAAAGCUACGUGACCCGAGACCAACUCCGGGCCGCAGGGCACGCUCGCGCUGGGAUGACAUCAGUGCGCCCCAAGAGAUCAAAGAUUGGGGACGCGAGGGCUCACCCACAUACGAUCAAGGCGGCUUCGAGCUUGACUACGAGAAGGUGAAUGAUUGGAUGAAACCACAAGCCUAUAACAAGAAAAAGAUGGUGCGUGGCAUGGAGAAAGCAGUCGAACGACGAACGACUGAGCAGCAGAAGAUGCUCGACUUGUUCUUUUUGGCCAAGUGGAACGAUGACAGAGGUAUCGGUCACUCCGUGGAGAACUAUGUCAAAGACCAGGUGUCAAAAGAUAUCGGCGUGCCCUGGCAUCAAAUCGGUCCGGAGCAGGUGCAGCAAUGGCGUGACAGAGGCUUCGAGCCUGUCAACUUCUACGACUGGUGGAAGGAGCCCACUGAAGAGGAGGAGAAGAGAAUGAUGAACAUGAUGUCAGGAGCUAGUUUGAGAAAGGACCUGUAA